This is a messenger RNA of Striga hermonthica, 237 nucleotides long. The record is from the annotation of a GenBank genome assembly. Lineage: Eukaryota; Viridiplantae; Streptophyta; Magnoliopsida; Lamiales; Orobanchaceae.
AUGACAUCAAAUCACAUACUCAUCAUCAUUAAAACGAUCUACGCCAUCCGCCAGUCCAUCUCUAAAGCCCUCGUCGCCUUCUACCAGAAGUACGUCGACGAGCAGUUGAAGAAGGAGUUCAAGGACAUCCUCGUGAGUUACGACAGGACAUUGCUGGUGGCAGACCCUAGGCGCUGUGAGCCCAAGAAGUUUGGAGGACGCGGCUCCCGCGCGAGGUUCCAGAAAUCGUACCGUUGA